Messenger RNA from Dipodomys ordii (Ord's kangaroo rat), 576 nucleotides. It is a transcript of the gene Arl14, whose product is annotated as ADP-ribosylation factor-like 14. NCBI's taxonomy places the organism in Eukaryota, Metazoa, Chordata, Mammalia, Rodentia, Heteromyidae. The transcript has a single exon. Gene Ontology annotation, molecular function: GTP binding; GTPase activity. The coding region runs from base 1 to 576 and encodes 191 amino acids. Gene Ontology annotation, biological process: intracellular protein transport; vesicle-mediated transport. Gene Ontology annotation, cellular component: cytoplasm. The record is from RefSeq and is a predicted model, not a curated record.
AUGGGUCAGCUGAGCUGUAGAAAUCGGAAUGUCAAGCAAGUCCACGUCCUGCUCCUGGGCCUUGACUGGGCUGGGAAGUCCACAGUUCUCUACAAACUCAAGCAUGCCCAGGAUUUCACCACCCUCCCAACCAUCGGAUUCAAUGUGGAGAUGAUCGAGGUGGAAGAUGGACCCCCGAUCACGGUCUGGGACAUUGGAGGACAGGAAAAAAUGAGGCCCACAUGGAGCCUGCACUGUGAGGAGGCUGAUGGCCUGGUGUAUGUGGUGGACAGCACAGACCAACGGAGGCUCAAAGAUUCCUGCAAAGAGUUCAAACACAUCCUGAGCAACAAACACCUCAAAAACGUGCCCGUCCUCAUCUUAGCCAACAAACAAGAUGCGCCCGGGGCCUUGAACGCAGAAGACAUCACCAGGAUGUUUAAAGUGCACAAGCUGUGCAGCAGCCGCAGCUGGUACGUGCAGCCCUGCUGUGCGCUCACCGGCAAGGGCCUGGCCGAGGCCUCAGCCAAGCUGACCUCCUUCCUCAAGAGCCACCGCAAGACCAGAGACACCCUGGCCUUCUUCAAGCAAAAAUGA